CAUGUAAGUUAGGACUUGUGGCCCAUUUGGAGCAACUCCUGUACUACGGGUGUGAUAUGAACUGUCGGAUCGUCGGCUCCGGCAAUACACCACUCCAUGUGUCGGCCAUCAACGACCAGAUCGACUGCGCCCGAGUCCUACUACUCCGCGGCUGCGAUACAAAAGUGAUCAACAAUUCGCACCAAAACGCAUAUCAGGUCGCCGUAAUCGCCAAUAAUAUGAGUUUAGCCGAACUCAUAUCCAGCCAUAAGCCGGAAAUGGUGGUGCCGUAUAGGGAUAAGCCUAAGUACAAUCCGGCCCGUAGGCCACCGCCCACUCACGAGGAACAGCAACUCCACCACCAGCAACAACAACGAUCCCAAAUGUCGCAAUACAAGUCACAACAAAAUGGGGGCAAAAAUCAGUUACAAGUGUCGGCCACCGGACAGACCAUCUGUCCGUCGUCGCCAUCCCUAAGUCAACGCUCGUGCGCCACAUCCACCACAACCACUACCACCUCCUCCGGCGUGUGCUGUGAAGAUGGCUCUCAAUCGGACGGAGUGGCCGAAGAGGAGGUCCCGAUCGGUGAUGGCAACGACUCGGCCACUGAGUCCGAGUCGGACGAGUCUAGUGUACGACCGGUACAACUGUUGCCGGGGAUGACUGUCGUGGCGGUCAUCGACUAUAACUCCGGUGAUCCGACACAUCUGGGUCUGCGGCGAAAUGACAUGAUUUUGUUGUUGCAAAACACAUCCUCACCGCCGACUAUAGCCAAUCAGAAGCUACUACUCGGGCGUCGGUGUAUGGAUGGAAAGGAGGGUCUGUUUCCCACGUGUUGUGUCGAAAAGGUGAGGACUCGGGUGGAGGGCCGACGCGACCAGAAAUACUCGGCCACAACACUGCCCGCUCGGGGGCGCAGUAAUCAACGAAACUUUCUCAAAACGGACUCAGCGGGUGGCCAGUCAUCGGCGGCGUCGGGUCUGGGCCUCUAUCACGAGCGGACAGUCAUACUGAACAGGGGCUCAAAGGGGUUCGGAUUUGUGCUGAGAGGGGCGAAGGCUACGUCACCGCUACUUCUGGAGCAAAACCCAUCGCUCAUUGGUUUGCAAUACUUGGAUGAGAUCGAGACGCAAGGGGUGGCCGAAGCGGCGGGCCUUAAACGCGGCGACUUUCUACUGGCGGUGAACGGGUCGGACGUGCGGCACAUGUCCCACGAGAUGGUCGUCCAACUGAUCCGCCAGUCGGGCGAUCGGGUGACGAUGACUGUGGCCACACCUAUACCUCAGCACAAGAACAAACAGUUCAAGUCUAUACUCAAGAAGGACACCGACAGCCAGCGUAAGGCCAAGAGUCAGGCCAUCGUUGGUGAACAGCCGCAGUCGAUGUCGAUGUCUGCGAUGGACAUGAGUGCCGACCACCAGUUGUCGGCGUCAUUCCCGGCGCCCCCACCGGCGGCGGCGAUGGCCGGACAGGACGGCCGCUCGCUAUACGCCAAGUCUAAUGUGAUGCAAAAGUUUUCAACGCUUCCCCGAAAUGCGGGCAAUAGUUCCCAGUCGUCGUCGGGUUCGUCCCGA
Molecule: messenger RNA, 1553 nt
Organism: Medioppia subpectinata
Lineage: Eukaryota; Metazoa; Arthropoda; Arachnida; Sarcoptiformes; Oppiidae
Source: the annotation of a GenBank genome assembly